CUGUGCCUGUCGGGGAGCAGCGGCAUGCUUGUAGUGCGCUUAGUUUUUAAGUCUUGUUUCUGAGUAAUAACUGGGCAAUAAACGCCGCCCGGUUGUGUGGAAUUUCUAUAACGUGAGCAAACCCACAGUGUAAGAGGACGCACUUUUACUCAGAGGCUAUUUAUUUCCCGGCUGACGUGGGAGCGAGAGAGCGCUGGCUAAACUGUCGGCUGGGCAUCUCUGCGCGCCGGGAAGAAGAGGACAGAAAGCAGCGUUGACCUGCUGGGAUUUAAAGAAAUCCGCGUUAUUGUUUGUAUUUUCUGUGAGGUCUCAGACUCCGGCUCUCUCCUCUGUGGGUAGACUACACACUGAGUUGCGAUGACUGUACUGAAUUAUCCGCCGGCUGUCUGUAAUUUCUCCAGCGAAACCAGCCCCACCGCCACCCGCCCUUAGAAUAAAGCUGCUGUAAAGCGAGUCAGCACCGUCGCCGUUGUCUAACAGCUGGGAUUUUACACUUUACCAUGUCUUGAGACGUGGAAGGGAAGCUGCAAAGAUGAUGACAGAUUAUAGGGAGGAUGGCAUGGACCUGGGGAGUGACGCAUCCAGUCGCUCCAGCUCAGAGUCCAACUCCAACAAGGUCACACCUUGCUCCCCUUCUCUUGACCUGGCUACUUUAGAGGACUACAAAUCCUCCCCCUCUCUGGACCUGGUUACCUUAGAGGACUAUGAGGAAGAUGAGGACUACCAAGAGUAUAAGAAGAAGGUGAUAGAAGAGUGGGAGAGUGAGUAUGGAGAGGACUAUACCUCUCCACAGCCCUCUGGUGAGGGGGACGGCAGAGAAGGCAUUGUGAGCGCUGACAGUGCUGGUGAAGGCUACAGGAAGACAGUGAACAGCCGCAGCCUUGCUGAAGAAUUCCAGGAUGUCAAGACCAUCCCGCCCUUACCGGCCCCCAGCGGACGCACUGCCACGUCAGCCGCAGCCGUCCCCGAUGAACUGAAGCAAAAUGGCAAUCUGAUUUUGCCUAGGAACAACCAGCCCCAAUCUCCUGGCACACCACAGGGAGGCACGGGGACUCCUAAGUCCAGCCACCGGAGCACCAGUCAAGGCAGGGGGAGUCGCAGCAGUGGCGGAGGCAGUGGUGGAGGUGGUGGAGGAGGAGGAAGUGUGGGGACUGUGGGGAUAAUGCGAGGAUACAGAGAAGAGGAAGGGGUAGAAGAAGAGCCUCUGCCCACCAUGGACUGGGCAGCCCUGGAGAGACACCUGGCUGGGCUGCAGUGCAGAGAGCAGGAGAACCAUAACCUCAACCAAAACCAGAACCACAACAUGGGCAAGACCAACUACACCUCAGCCCAGAAGAAUGAGCGGGAGUCUAUCAGGCAGAAGUUGGCCCUGGGCAGUUUCUUCGAUGAUGGGCCGGGCAUCUACACCAGCUGUAGCAAGAGUGGCAAACCCAGUUUGUCCUCAAGGCUGCAGAGUGGGAUGAACCUACAAAUCUGUUUUGUCAACGAUAGUGGCAGCGAUAAGGACAGCGAUGCAGACGACAGCAAGACGGAGACUAGCCUGGACACACCUCUGUCCCCUAUGUCCAAACAGAGUUCUUCCUACUCGGACAGGGACACCACAGAGGACGACUCGGAGUCUCUGGAGGACAUGGACUUCUUGAGUCGACAGAAGAAGCUGCAGGCAGAGGCUAAACUGGCUCUGGCUAUGGCCAAGCCCAUGGCCAAGAUGCAGGUGGAGGUUGAAAAACAGAACCGCAAAAAGUCACCAGUGGCUGACCUGCUUCCACACAUGCCACACAUCAGCGAGUGUCUAAUGAAAAGGAGCCUGAAGCCCACCGACCUGAGAGACAUGACAGUGGGACAGCUCCAGGUUAUAGUAAACGACCUGCACUCCCAGAUUGAAAGUCUCAACGAGGAGCUCGUACAGUUGCUACUGAUUCGGGAUGAGCUACACAUGGAGCAAGACGCCAUGCUGGUUGACAUAGAGGACCUCACCAGGCAUGCCGAGAGCCAGCAGAAACAUUUGGCUGAGAAAACCCUAUCCAAAUAAGAUGCCCCCAACCCCCACCCAAGCACCCCCCACCCUAACACUCCCCACCCUUACCUCCAAUCCGCUUCCCUAUGCCAAGCUUAGUCCCCUGCUCCCAAACAAACUUUCCCCCUCCAGCCAUUCCACCUCUGCCCCGUGUCGAUCCGAACCCCUCCCCGCUUGUCCUAAGUACUUUGCUCCUCGCUGCUUCCCUGUCCCCUCCCGAUCCUCCCCAUCUCCUUUUCUGUCCAACUCACUGACUUCAGCGGUAGCAGCAGCACAGAAGAAGGCCGCCCUCGUUCAUUCGCUUCUGUGGUUUUCUCCCAGCGCAAAGGACGGUGUAGCACGUCCUGUUUCCUGGGAGAGGAGGCAACUGAUUGUGUGUCGUCAUGGAUUCUGUCCCCCAGCUUCCUGUGCAGUGAUCGGCCUCGCUUUGCUCUUGUUUCUUUUUUUAACUUUCUACAUUCACCACUAAAUUAUGACUGUUCAAGCUCAACAAUUGUGGAGAAAAAAACAAACAAAAUAAUAGUGAAAAAUUUAGUAGAAAGUCAGUCAUGAGAUUUUAAAAAAGAAAAAAAAAGAAACAACGCUGUAUGAGAAAAAAAAUCAUGGAAAACUAACUUCAGACCAUUUUAAGUUGGACGGUAAUUAAAAGUAUUUCAGAGUCGACCCGUUUUUAUUCUGCACAAAUGGUCGUUUUCAGCUGAUGAGAAAUGUUUGUUUGAAGGUGCUAUAAGAGUGUAAAAGGAAAACAUGCCUGCCUUGUAGUGGAGUUGUAGAUUUUUUGGUAAUACGUUCACUCUAAUUGCUCUUCAACAUUUUGUGAAUGUUGAUUUUCUGACACGAGUCAUUUUAAAUGAAUAAGUGUGUUAAUAUUGUUUUCAUCCUACUGUAUUCAGAUACUUUAUUUGAGGGAAGAAAUGUUUAUGUACAGAUAUGUAAAAUAAAGAAUAAACUUUGUUUCAUAUA
Pelmatolapia mariae (spotted tilapia) is the source of this 2980-nucleotide messenger RNA. RefSeq names its product schwannomin interacting protein 1 (gene schip1). The record is from RefSeq and is a predicted model, not a curated record. Gene Ontology annotation, biological process: positive regulation of hippo signaling. The transcript has 8 exons. The coding region runs from base 533 to 2032 and encodes 499 amino acids. Gene Ontology annotation, cellular component: cell junction; plasma membrane. Lineage: Eukaryota; Metazoa; Chordata; Actinopteri; Cichliformes; Cichlidae.